Messenger RNA from Cololabis saira (Pacific saury), 2049 nucleotides. RefSeq names its product RNA polymerase II associated protein 2 (gene rpap2). Lineage: Eukaryota; Metazoa; Chordata; Actinopteri; Beloniformes; Belonidae. The record is from RefSeq and is a predicted model, not a curated record. Gene Ontology annotation, cellular component: cytoplasm; nucleus. The coding region runs from base 30 to 1988 and encodes 652 amino acids. The transcript is spliced from 12 exons. Gene Ontology annotation, molecular function: RNA polymerase II CTD heptapeptide repeat phosphatase activity; RNA polymerase core enzyme binding.
AAAGGUGAACCGGAGGAAACAGAGCCAGCAUGGCGGCGGAGCAGAGCCGGAGGAGCGUGAGCUCGGCCAAAAUGUCUAAAAAAGGUGGGAGGCGUGGCAAGCUCACCGCUGAGGAAGAAGCUAAAAGGAGGGAACAGGUGAAGGAGCAGCUGAUGCAGCAACUAGAGCUGGAGAGAAGAGCUCUUAAAGUGGUGGAGCGCCUCCUAGAGGACAGCGUGGCCGAGGACUUCCUGGUCGACUGUGCCAAGUUCAUCACUACUGCUAACUACAAAGAUACCGUUGAGGAGAGAUCCAUUUUAAAAUGUUGUGGUUAUCCAAUAUGUUCAAAUAAACUUGGCAAGAUCCCAACUCAACAAUUUAGAAUAUGUACGAAGACUAACAGGGUGUUUGACAUCACAGAGCGUAAGAUGUUUUGCAGUAACUUUUGCUACAAAUCCUCCAAAGAGUUUGAGUUACAAAUAUCACAGACGCCUCUUUGGCUCCGGACGCACGAAAGUCCUCCAGGGAUUAAGUUACUGAAGAAAGGAGAUGGGGGGCGCUCUGGAGAGGAGGUGAUGCUGUCUGCAAGACGCCUGGCAGAGGGGGAGAUCGAGAACCCGCUGGCUUCAUCAUCCGAAGGACUCAACAACGAUGGACAAAGCUCGGCGGGAGCUGGCCACAGCGAUGGCAGCGACGGAGAGCAGGACUUUGUCUCCAGCGUGGUCUCCCAGCAGCAAAAACCCAGGGUGCACUGGGGGGACCUGCCGAAACGCACAGAUGAAGACGGCGAAGGGAAACACGAGGAGGUUAAGAUGAGACAGAAUCUGCUGAUGAAAGGAAACGGAGAUGAGACUGAACUUCACCGAAGUCAAACCAAAGAGAAAAAAGAAAUAAGAAAAGAGAAAGUAAGCAAAGAGCCUUUUGUUGGAAAAGAGCUGCACAGACUAAACACUGACGAAGCAGCACAAGGAGAGAGGGACUCACCUGAGGACAUAAGUGUGGAAGAAGUCACAGCAAAGAUAAACACGUGUUUAUCUGAAAUCUUCACUCAAAGUCCUGACCAGCCAGAACCAACAUCCCCACUUACGUCUCCUGCCGUAGAAACAAAACCCUCACUAGAAAGCGAGCAUCCCCCUCCUUCGACGUUGACUGUUGCCAGUCAGGACCAGCACAGAAAACCCUCGUCAGACCCGCCCGGCCUCAACAUCACACAGGUGGGAAUGAGCAGGACAGGAGCGGCAGGGCUGCGAGAUCUGCUGAAGAACCUUGCUGCACCUGAUGCCAUGCGGCUGAAUCUUCUGGAGGGUUUGAAAGCAACUUUAAAAGAGUGGCGCACCGAUGAGACUGUGACGUUUCUUUACGGCAUCGAUCCUCCGGCGGCUUCCGCUGCCGCUGAUGUGAAGGAAGAAACGGAGGAGUUGGACGAGGAUGACCUCGAGGAUGAUGUGACGUCGACCGGCGCUGAGGAGCAGCAAACGCCGUCGGCUGCAGCUCCAGACUAUGAGACGCUGCAGAAGGCGACCCAGCAGAUGGAGCUCAAAGUCAGAGAGUUUUACAAGGGGACCUGGGUCCUGCCUGACCAGGAAGGGCCGCUGAAUGGAAAUGAGGCAACCGCCCAGGACAAGAGCACAAAGGAUCCAGUUUUGCCGCUCGUCGACUCUCAAGCUCAGCAGCUCAUACAGAAGAAAAUCACAGUGGAGAAGCUCAGCGGCUGCCUCAGGAACAUUGUAGGCCCACUGUGCCUCACCAUGAGUGACGUCUCCACCCACUUAAACAACCUGGUCAGGACGUUCAGGUUCACCAACAAAAACAUCAUUCACAAAUCUCCAGAGUGGACCCUCAUCGCUGUGGUGCUUCUGCAUCUGCUGGCAGAAGUGUCUCCAGUGGUGCGAGAAGCCUUGAAGAUGGCAGAUUCAGUGGAGUAUUUGAAUACGCUGAUGGGGGAGCUGGGCCUGCAAGAGCAGGACCUUCUGAACGUAGUUCAACUGUUUAAAGUCCCAAAACACUGAUACCCCAAGAUGUCUGUAUGCUUUUGCAAAUAGAACAAUUAAAUAAAGCAUGUGUGUUUUA